This is a messenger RNA of Oncorhynchus tshawytscha (Chinook salmon), 2721 nucleotides long. Its product is annotated as B-cell receptor CD22-like. Lineage: Eukaryota; Metazoa; Chordata; Actinopteri; Salmoniformes; Salmonidae. The transcript has a single exon. The coding region runs from base 493 to 1770 and encodes 425 amino acids. The record is from RefSeq and is a predicted model, not a curated record.
ACCAUUUAGGCAUUGAACAGCUAGCUAUAAAGAGUGUUUUUUAAACUAUUUCAAUGUUUUUGAUACCUCAGGGAGGGAAAUGCAGCAAUGGCCCUGAGAGCAGCAGGAAGUGUGUUUGGGGUUUUCCUGUUAUCUGUGGCAGGCACAGAUUUUUAUCAAUACUCAUUCACUUUUCAAAAGUAUAAUUUUCGGGUUUCACUUUUGAGAAACAUGUAAAAUGUCAUAAAAGAUGAUCAGGACAAGAAGUGUUUGAAGGUUGUUCUGGUGUAUAUGGUAAAUGUUCAUGCUCAUUUUGAUAGUUUUCCUAUGUUUGUUUCUCAGGAGUACUGGGAGAGUAUGGCUGGGAUGUGACUUUCACCAGAACGAGAAUAUGUGCGUUGAAGGGAUUAUCAGUAGAAGUUUCCUGCACUUACAGAUAUCCCAGUGGGCAUGAGAUCAUAGAAACAGAAUGGUAUAAAUGGUGGAACGUCAGUGGGGUAUACUUAUAACAUCAUGGAACAACAAGCGUUUGCAGGUCGUGUUGAGUACCUUGGGAAUAAUCACAAUGACUGCACUCUGAAAAUCACAGACCUGAGAGAGAAUGACACAGCGGAGUAUUGCUUCGGAUUUAAAACCAACAUACACGGCUGGAUAUAUCAGAAAGAUGUAUUCAUUUCCGUGACAGACCUGAAGGUGACUACCUAUGUGACAAAGGGGUCAUGGGUGAUACUGAAUUGCAGCACCACCUGUACUCUGAGUGACAACCCCAAUCCUGACUACAUCUGGUACAAAAAUGGAAAGCCUCAACAUGAAUGUGUGUCACAAAAUUACAGUGUCUUGAGUUCUGAUGAAGACAGUUACUCCUGUGCUGUAAAAGGUUACGAGGACCACCGCUCUCCUGCAGUGUGUGCCGUGGGCCAGAACUGUUGGAGAGUGAUUUACGCCAAAAGGAGUAUCUGUGCCUUGAAGGGGUCAUCAGUGGACAUAUCCUGCACUUACACAUAUCCCCAUGGUCAUAUACCCAAAGACACAUUCUGGUUUACUCAAGGAAAGUCUACAAAGGAGCCUACAGAUCUGAAGAAGGACCCAAACUAUUUGAAUCGUCUGGAGUACCAUGGAAAUGAGGACAGCGAUUGCACCCUGAGAAUCAAAGACCUUAAAGACAGUGACUCAGCUGAGUACAAAUUCAGAUUAGUAACUGCAGAAGGGAAAUAUGUCAGUUCACCCGGUGUAUACCUGACUGUCACAUAUGUCCUGUUGGAGAUGAACCCUAUGUCUGUCUCUGAGAGGGAAAUGGCCAAACUGACAUGUACAGCCAACUGUAGACUGGGUGACAACACAGCCUUCAUUUGGUAUAAGAACAGACAGGCUAUACCAAACAGCCACAACUACUGCAACAGCCUGCACCUGUGCCAAGUCAGCAGUGAGGAUGCAGGCAGCUACUCCUGUGCUGUAGAAGGCCAUGAUAAUCUCCACUCUCCUGAAGUGACUCUAACUGUCAGAUACAAACCAAAGAGCAUCUCAGUGUCAAUCGGUCCCUCUGGUGAAAUAGUGGAGGGCAGUUCAGUUAUUCUGACCUGCAGCAGUGAUGCCAACCCACCAGUUCAGAAAUACACCUGGUACAAGAGGAACAUUAACACAUCAAAAGAAUCCGGUCAGAUCUAUCGCAUCAUCAACAUCAGAUCGGAGGACAGUGGAGAAUAUUAUUGUGAGGCACAGAAUGAAAUGGGAGCUAAGAACUCCACAGUUAGAUUGAUCAUAGUAUCAGGAAAGAAACUAGUAUUAACAUAGCUGUAGGAAUCACAGUGGUUGCUCUGGUUCUCAUUCUCCUAUUUAGCUUUCUGUGGUUCAGGAAGUGGGCUCCCAAAUCAACUGACACACGGGACACAGCAGAGGAUGGACAGGGAGACUCUAGUCACCUGUAUGACAACAUCUCAGGCAUGGCCAUGACCCCUCCUGCAGUACAGACAGUAGACACAGACAAGGAUGGACAGGGAGGCUCUAGUCACCUGUACGAAACCAUCCUGAGGACAGCCCCAACUGCAGCACAGAAUGCGGACACAGAUGAGGACGUCAGGAUCUAUGCCAAUGUCCACCUCUCUCACUCCAGAAACCAUGAAGAACCUCUUUACUCCACUGUCCAACUGCCUAACCCGGAGAAACAGGACAAAGUCCAGUAUGUUGUAUUGAAAUUCAAUCGCCUAGGUGUUGCCCCCCAUCCUGCAGCACACGCAGCUGAAGAUCCAUCUGCAACCUAUAGCACAGUCAACAAACCCAGAACCUGAACACAAGAAGGUACAUUCUUAUCCUCUUAUCCAGUUUCCCAGGCUUCCUACUGGGUCGCUGUAAUCCUACUGAGCUGAAUUUAAAAACAUUGUCUUGUUUAUUUGGAGGGUCACACAAUAUUUUGAUGUAUAAAGUAUAGAUUAGAAAGAGCCUGCUGUGACCAUAUGGCUGUACAAGACAAUACAGCAACAAUUCUAGUGUAGUGUAAGAUGUGACUCAUGAUAGGUAUGGUGAUAUUGUUAAGCAUUAAAAGCUUUUGAAAAAUGCAUCUCAGUGAGACUGUACACUGAGUGUACAAAACAUUAGGAACAUCUGCUCUUUAAACGACAGACUGACCAGAAUCCAGAUGAAAGCUUUGAUCUCUUAUUGAUAUCACCUGUGUAACGCUUCAAUCAGUGUAGAUGAAGGGGAGGAGAGGUUAAAGAGGGAUUUUUAAGACUUGAGACAAUUUAGAUA